Molecule: messenger RNA, 1824 nt
Organism: Patiria miniata (bat star)
Lineage: Eukaryota; Metazoa; Echinodermata; Asteroidea; Valvatida; Asterinidae
Product: pantothenate kinase 3-like
Exons: 7
Coding region: 229-1419 (396 amino acids)
Biological process (GO): coenzyme A biosynthetic process
Cellular component (GO): cytosol; nucleus
Molecular function (GO): pantothenate kinase activity; ATP binding
Source: RefSeq, a predicted model, not a curated record
CAAAGAACCUACCUACAUGUAUUCAUGUAAAGUAUAACUGACUUCUUCCCAAAGGCCUACAUGUACCUUAUAUUAGAAAAUGACUUAUAUUGGAUACCGCAACUUUGAAUGCGUGUGAUGCCCAUGUGUGAAACUCAGUUUUGGUGAGAUUUCAGUUACCUUUGUCGAGAAGACUUUUAUCGCCAGUUUUCUGUGCCUGGUCUUGGCCCGACUUCGAAAACUGCCGACAUGCCUCCGGUUACUAAGCGAAACCAUGUGUGCGAUGUGGAUGGAUGUGCUCAGAAUUUGGCGAUGCCCUGGUUUGGCAUGGACAUCGGCGGCUCCCUCGCCAAGCUGGUCUACUUCGAGCCGGCAGACUUCAACCUCGAGGACGAGGACACGGAACUGGAGCCCGAGGCCUUGUACAAGAUCCACCACUACCUGCGCUACAACACGGCCUACGGCUCCACGGGCAUCCGGGACGUGCACCUGGAGGUGCGCGACGUCACCGUCCUGGGCCACAAGGGUUCAAUCCACUUCAUCCGCUUCCCGACCACCAGCAUGAGCCUGUUCCUGGACAUGGUCAAGGAGAAGAAGCUAUCGAGUCUGGCCGAUACCAUCCACGCCACCGGAGGCGGGGCCUAUAAGUUUGAGCAAGAUUUUAAGGAGAUUGUCAAUAUGAGCUUGCAAAAACACGACGAGCUGGCCUGCCUACUUCGCGGCAUCCACUUCAUGGACAGAAUACUCCCGAACGAGUGUUACUACUACAAGAACACGGACGCCUUCAACAGCGAAGCCAGCGAGAAGGUGCCUUAUGACUUCCGGGACCCCUACCCAUAUCUGGCAGUCAACAUCGGAUCAGGAGUCAGCAUACUGGCCGUGUACUCACAGGACAAUUUUAAACGUGUUGCGGGCUCCAGUUUGGGAGGGGGAACGUUUCUAGGCCUGUGCUGCUUGUUGACGGGCUGCGAGACGUUUGAGGAGGCCAUCGAGCUAGCUUCGCAGGGCGAUAGCACCAAGGUGGACAAGAGCGUCAGGGACAUCUACGGCACAGACUACAAUCGGUUCGGUCUGCCUGGCUCAGUGGUAGCAAGCAGUUUCUGCUGCAUGGGAAUCAAAGAGAAACGAGAGGCUGCCAGUAAAAAAGACCUGGCCCGGGCCACGCUGGUCACGAUCACCAACAAUAUUGGCUCCAUUGCUGGAAUGACUGCACUAAAUGAGGGCAUCGAGAGGAUAGUCUUCGUGGGUAACUUCUUGAGAGUCAAUCCCAUCUCGAUGAAGCUCCUGUCCUACGCCAUGGACUUCUGGUCCAAUGGGAGCCGAAAGGCACUGUUCCUACAACAUGAGGGUUAUUUUGGUGCUGUGGGAGCAUUCCUAGAACUGAUCGGCUACGACGGAGAUCGGAACGGCAAUGGUGAAAUAUGCAAUGGAGUUAUAUAACCCACCCCAUCAUGUCUUUGAAUGUUAACUGCUCUGCGCGCACCCUAGCAAUGGCCUUAUUCACCCAGCGGGCACUGGCAUGGCCACUGGUCACCGCAUGCUACAUCACUGGUAGACGGUACAUGGAGCUCAAUGGACAAUCCUGGCAGUCACCAGGGAAAGCAGGGGAUGAAACUCGGGCUGUGCUCGAGUCUCUCAUCUAGAGCUAUUUUCUGGAAUCUUUGACCAUACAACUACAUUGGCACAUGCUGACAAUAACAGUAGCCGCAGACUAUCGAAGUACCAUGCAAACUCUGUCCCGUACGUGGCCUUGAUUAUUACAAAGAUACCGUACCAGCCCUGCCAAGGCCUGCAUUAUGCCAGUAGAGCAGAUAACACAAAGGAAUGAAAAAAGAAGGAGAAAAA